Schistosoma curassoni is the source of this 627-nucleotide messenger RNA. The record is from the annotation of a GenBank genome assembly. NCBI's taxonomy places the organism in Eukaryota, Metazoa, Platyhelminthes, Trematoda, Strigeidida, Schistosomatidae.
AUGCGAGAAAUGCUAUUCAAAUACAAACAUAAUAAUAAUAAUAAUAAUAAUAAUAAUAAUAAUAAUAAUAAUGAUGAUGAUGAUGAUGAUGAUGAUGAUGAUGAUGAUGAUGAUGAUGAUGAUGAUGAUGAUGAUGAUGAUGAUGAUGAUGAUGAUGAUGAUGAUGAUGAUGAUGAUGAUGAUGAUGAUGAUGAUGAUGAUGAUGAUGAUGAUGAUGAUGAUGAUGAUGAUGAUGAUGAUGAUGAUGAUGAUGAUGAUGAUGAUGAUGAUGAUGAUGAUGAUGAUGAUGAUGAUGAUGAUGAUGAUGAUGAUGAUGAUGAUGAUGAUGAUGAUGAUGAUGAUGAUGAUGAUGAUGAUGAUGAUGAUGAUGAUGAUGAUGAUGAUGAUGAUGAUGAUGAUGAUGAUGAUGAUGAUGAUGAUGAUGAUGAUGAUGAUGAUGAUGAUGAUGAUGAUGAUGAUGAUGAUGAUGAUGAUGAUGAUGAUGAUGAUGAUGAUGAUGAUGAUGAUGAUGAUGAUGAUGAUGAUGAUGAUGAUGAUGAUGAUGAUGAUGAUGAUGAUGUUCAGUGUAGUUUAGUGUUGUUUAGUUUUGUGUUUUGUAGUGAAUUACGGUUUAUCGUAGGAUGGUAG